GGCGCAACGUGUACAAGAUUCAGAACGGCACCGUGUCGGAGGCAGCCGUGCGCUUCAACGCCGAGACCCUUGCCCGCUACGCUGUGCUCUCGCAGCUGAGCGGACUCGUCCCCAUCGUUGAGCCGGAGGUUAUGAUUGACGGCACGCACAGCAUUGAGACGUGCCAGCGCGUCUCGCAGCACGUGUGGGCGGAGGUGGUGACUGCCCUCCACCGCCACGGCGUGAUGUGGGAGGGAUGCCUGCUGAAGCCCAACAUGGUGGUGCCCGGCGCGGAAUCUGGUGUGAGGGCAACACCCGGGCAGGUGGCGCAGUACACCGUGUCGACACUUGCCCGUGUGCUUCCUCCAGCGCUCCCCGGUGUGACGUUCCUGUCGGGUGGUCUCAGUGAAGUGCAGGCCUCGGAGUACCUGAACGCCAUGAACCUUUGCAAUCUGCCGCGCCCGUGGAAGCUAACCUUCUCGUACGCCCGCGCCCUGCAGUCCAGUGCUCUCAAGGCGUGGGGCGGCAAGGACUCCGGCAUCGCUGCUGGCCGCCGCGCGUUCAUGCACCGUGCCAAGAUGAACUCGCUUGCUCAACUUGGUCGUUACAACCGUGCCGAAGAUGACAAGGAAUCGCAUUCGCUGUACGUCGCUGGAAAUUCGUACUGA
This is a messenger RNA of Trypanosoma cruzi, 647 nucleotides long. RefSeq names its product fructose-bisphosphate aldolase, glycosomal, putative. The record is from RefSeq and is a predicted model, not a curated record. Gene Ontology annotation, biological process: glycolytic process; fructose 1,6-bisphosphate metabolic process. Gene Ontology annotation, molecular function: fructose-bisphosphate aldolase activity. The annotation marks the transcript as partial. NCBI's taxonomy places the organism in Eukaryota, Euglenozoa, Kinetoplastea, Trypanosomatida, Trypanosomatidae. Gene Ontology annotation, cellular component: cytosol. The transcript has a single exon.